AUGAAGACUUUUGCCAGUUUUCAGGUGCUUGCGUUGUCUUUAUUUUCUAAAGGAGUUUUGCUUUCUUCAAGCGACCACAACUUUGUGAGGAAAGAAAUAAAGUUUGAAGGGGACUUGGUUCUGGGUGGGUUAUUUCCAAUAAAUGAAAAAGGAGGGGGCGUCGAAGAGUGUGGCCGGAUAAACGAGGAGCGAGGCAUUCAGCGACUAGAGGCCAUGCUUUUUGCAAUUGAUCAGAUUAAUAGAGACAGUUUCCUUCUUCCUGGCAUCAAAUUAGGAGUUCAUAUUUUAGAUACCUGCUCGAGGGACACGUACGCAUUAGAACAGUCUCUGGAGUUCGUCCGAGCCUCAUUAACAAAAGUUGAUGAAACAGAGUACAUGUGCCCAGAUGGAUCAUAUGCAAUACAAGAAAACAGCCCAUUACUUAUUGCAGGGGUAAUUGGCGGAUCCUACAGCAGCGUUUCAAUACAGGUCGCAAAUUUGCUGAGGCUGUUUCAUAUUCCGCAGAUUAGCUAUGCUUCCACCAGUGCCAAGCUCAGUGACAAAUCCCGUUAUGACUAUUUUGCAAGGACGGUGCCACCAGACUUCUAUCAAGCAAAGGCAAUGGCCGAGAUAUUGCGUUUCUUUAACUGGACAUAUGUCUCUACAGUUGCAUCAGAAGGAGAUUAUGGUGAGACAGGAAUUGAAGCCUUCGAACAAGAAGCAAGGCUGAGGAAUAUUUGCAUUGCCACUUCAGAAAAAGUUGGGAGAUCAAAUUUCAAAAAGUCAUAUGAUAAUGCUAUUAGGGAACUAUUACAAAAACCAAAUGCUAGAGUAGUAGUGCUUUUUAUGAGGAGUGAUGAUACCAGAGAACUCCUGGCUGCAGCCAACAGAUUUAAUGCUUCCUUCACAUGGAUCGCCAGUGACGGGUGGGGAGCUCAAGAGAGUAUUGUCAAGGGCAACGAACACAUUGCUUAUGGUGCAAUAACUUUGGAACUUGCCUCUCAUCCAGUUAGGGAAUUUGACAAGUAUUUUAAAAGCCUUAAUCCGAAUAAUAAUUAUCGUAAUCCUUGGUUUAAGGAUUUUUGGCAGCAAAAAUUUCAGUGCAGUCUCCAAAACAAAAUUCCACAUGCUAAGGCAUGUGACAAACGUCUUCACAUCAACAGUUCGAAUUAUGAACAGGAAUCCAAAGUAAUGUUUGUGAUCAACGCAGUGUAUGCCAUGGCUCAUGCUUUACACCAAAUGCAACGAACCAUGUGCCCGAAUACCACUAAGUUAUGUGAUGCUAUGAAGGUCCUAGAUGGUAAAAAACUCUACAAGGACUAUUUACUAAAAGUUAACUUUACAGCACCAUUCACCCCGUCAAGCAACACAAAUAGCAUUGUCAAAUUUGAUGCCUAUGGAGAUGGAAUUGGUUUAUACAAUGUAUUCAAUUUUCAGCAUAACAAUGGCAAAUACUCCUACCUUAAAAUUGGUCAGUGGGCAGAAACCCUGUCAUUGGAAGUAGAUGUAAUACAGUGGUCGAAGAGUUUGGUUCCAACAUCCCAAUGCAGUGACCCAUGUGCUCCCAAUGAAAUGAAGAAUAUGCAGCCAGGAGAUGUAUGUUGUUGGAUUUGCAUUCCUUGUGAAACAUAUGAAUAUCUGGUGGAUGAGUUCACUUGCAGCGAUUGUGGGCAUGGAAAAUGGCCAACUGCUGACUUAACAAGCUGUUUUGAUUUACCAGAAGACUAUAUUAAAUGGGAAGAUGCCUGGGCAAUUGGACCAGUGACUAUUGCAUGUCUUGGCUUUGUGUGCACAUUCCUGGUUGGGGGAGUAUUUGUCAAACACAACAGUACUCCCCUGGUGAAGGCAUCAGGUCGUGAGCUCUGCUAUAUUCUUUUAAUUGGCGUGUUUAUGUGUUACUGUAUGACCUUUUUCUUUAUUGCCAAACCUUCCCCAGUCAUAUGCACCCUUCGACGAUUGGGACUUGGAACUUCCUUUGUAGUCUGCUAUUCAGCUCUUCUAACAAAAACAAACCGCAUUGCCAGAAUAUUCAGUGGUGUAAAGGAUGGAGCCCAAAGACCAAAGUUUAUCAGCCCCAAAUCUCAAGUCAUUAUAUGCCUGAGUCUCAUCUCAAUUCAAAUUAUCAUUGUUUGUGUGUGGCUUGUGUUGGAGUUCCCUGGUACAAGACGGUACACAGUUCCUGAAAAAAGGGAAACUGUUAUAUUAAAAUGCAAUGUUAAAGAUUCCAGUAUGUUAAUCUCAUUAACAUAUGAUGUGGUCCUAGUUAUCUUAUGUACUGUUUAUGCCUUCAAAACAAGGAAGUGCCCAGAAAAUUUCAAUGAAGCCAAGUUUAUUGGAUUUACAAUGUACACUACCUGCAUUAUCUGGCUUGCUUUCCUGCCUAUAUUCUAUGUCACGUCAAGUGAUUACAGAGUCCAGACUACAACCAUGUGCAUCUCAGUUAGUCUGAGUGGUUUUGUAGUGUUAGGUUGUCUUUUUGCACCGAAGGUCCACAUUAUCUUGUUCCAGCCACAAAAGAAUGUUGUUACUCACAGACUUCAUCUAAACAGAUUCAGCGUCAGUGGAACAGCAACAACGCAUUCCCAGUCCUCAGCAAGUGCACAUUACACACCGACCAUUUGCAACGGAGGAGAAGUUCUUGAUUCCACAACAUCAUCGUUAUAA
Messenger RNA from Bombina bombina (fire-bellied toad), 2643 nucleotides. It is a transcript of the gene GRM3, whose product is annotated as glutamate metabotropic receptor 3. Gene Ontology annotation, molecular function: group II metabotropic glutamate receptor activity. Gene Ontology annotation, cellular component: membrane. NCBI's taxonomy places the organism in Eukaryota, Metazoa, Chordata, Amphibia, Anura, Bombinatoridae. The coding region runs from base 1 to 2643 and encodes 880 amino acids. Gene Ontology annotation, biological process: G protein-coupled glutamate receptor signaling pathway; regulation of synaptic transmission, glutamatergic. The transcript is spliced from 5 exons. The record is from RefSeq and is a predicted model, not a curated record.